UGUGCGACAUAAAAUGCGUACAAUCAAACAUACAAACACACCUACAUACAACUGCCAACGCGUGUGACGUACGUACUUUCUACUGUCGCAUAUAGCGAGUGUGGUGGUGGUGUUUGGAGAUAGCAGUCCAGUUUGAAACUGUAUCGCUUGUAAGAUGGACGUGGCACACGGGUCGUCUGCUGAGACUGGCCUAUCGCGACAGGAUUUAGCUGCUAUUUGGCGUAAUUAUUGGAGGUGCAAGAACGGAGCACCAGACGAGGAAGUCCCCCAAUUUUCUAACCUUCGAGCUGGAGUGCGCCCUUACGGGAAAAAUCGUGCCGGCUAUCUUGGUGACCAUUUUAUCCUGGAACUAUCUGCCGAUCAGCGACCGGACUUGCGGCUGGAAUUGUUUUUAAAAGCUACGCCAACAUCCAUUCCCGAGCUGUCCAACUACCUGUCCGCGAUAGGAACGUCCUACAAAGAGGCAAGAGUGUACAGCGAACUGUUUCCGGAACUGCGGCGCUUUUCGCGCUUCGCUCCCGAGUGUUUUCUAUCGGAAGCAACGACGGGCAGCGAAGUGUUGGUGCUGGAAAACCUGGCCACGCAAGGGUUCCAGAGCAUUGCCAGUGCAGAGCUAGGCGUGCUCGAUGAAGCACAUCUAAAAUGCGCCCUUGCGUCCCUAGCAAAGUUUCAUUCCGCAACGCUACUGUUUGAGCGGGAAAAGGGUGUAGAUUUGCCGGCACACUUUCCGGGAGUGUUGAACGAAAACGCAUGGAUUAGGCGAGAGAACAAUCCUCGCGUACAGGAGCUCGAAAAUGCGAUCGAUAUUUUGCUUCAAUUUAUUGGCGAGAUUGAACGAGACGACGAGGCACGGUUGCGAACAAUUCUGCCGAGAGUUUCCACAUUUAUGCUGCAAAUCUACGAGCUCGUAAAGCCUUCAACCAAGUACAAGAAUGUCGCCUGCCAUGGUGAUCUGUGGGCGAGCAAUGUGAUGUUUCGAUAUGAAUCAACUGCCGAGCACCGAGUGCCGGUGGAAUGUUUGUUGAUUGACUUCCAGUUCAUGCGCUAUGCGCCACCAGCGUACGAUGUAAACAUGCUCCUAACGCUCACAACCACCGGUGAAUUCCGGCACCAGCACUACGACACACUGACGCAACACUACUACCAGUGUUUGGUGUCGGAAUUGGCGAAGCAUCCCGCCGCUCUCGGUGCAGACGGGCGCGAUUUAUAUCCGGCGGCAAUGUUCUACGAGUCCUGUGAGCUGUACAAAACGUCGGGGAUGAUUGAAAACUUCUUGAUGAAUCAUGUCACUUUACUGCCGCGCUGCUACAUCGAUAACAUAUUUUCCUCGUCCGAGUGCUACAAAAGCUUUAGUGGAGCUGACAAAGUUAAAUUGUGUUUGGAUGUCUUGCAGAACGAUCACAACUAUCGCGAAAGAAUGACCGGAAUCGUAAAAGAUCUGAUACAAAUGGUGUAAUCAAUGGAUGGAAAUGGGGCGAAAAUCGUUUUCACCACUGUUGGAUCUUUAUUUUCUAUUCGUUACGCUUUAUAAAGGUUACUCGAAGCCAAACAAGUACUGCAACA
Molecule: messenger RNA, 1563 nt
Organism: Anopheles stephensi (Asian malaria mosquito)
Lineage: Eukaryota; Metazoa; Arthropoda; Insecta; Diptera; Culicidae
Exons: 1
Coding region: 155-1456 (433 amino acids)
Source: RefSeq, a predicted model, not a curated record